This is a messenger RNA of Hypomesus transpacificus, 759 nucleotides long. It is a transcript of the gene rps5, whose product is annotated as ribosomal protein S5. NCBI's taxonomy places the organism in Eukaryota, Metazoa, Chordata, Actinopteri, Osmeriformes, Osmeridae. Gene Ontology annotation, cellular component: ribosome; cytosolic small ribosomal subunit. The coding region runs from base 93 to 707 and encodes 204 amino acids. The record is from RefSeq and is a predicted model, not a curated record. Gene Ontology annotation, biological process: translation; ribosomal small subunit assembly. Gene Ontology annotation, molecular function: rRNA binding; mRNA binding; structural constituent of ribosome. The transcript is spliced from 6 exons.
CACACUUCCGGCUCACUGCAUAUCGGCAUGAGGCUCCCUGAAAAGGCCCUUUUCCGUCUCUGAGAAGUGUGGUGCAGAACGGCAUACACAAAAUGACUGAGUCCUGGGAGACUGCCCCGGCAGUUGCCGAGAGCCCUGAAAUUAAGCUCUUCGGGAAAUGGAGCACCGAUGAUGUCCAGAUCAACGACAUCUCCCUGCAGGAUUACAUUGCAGUGAAAGAGAAGUACGCCAAGUACCUCCCUCACUCUGGGGGGCGCUACGCCGCCAAGCGCUUCCGCAAGGCCCAGUGCCCCAUCGUGGAGCGUCUCACCAACUCCAUGAUGAUGCACGGACGCAACAACGGCAAGAAGCUGAUGACGGUGCGCAUCGUCAAGCACGCCUUCGAGAUCAUCCACCUGCUGACUGGAGAGAACCCCCUGCAGGUGCUGGUCAACGCCAUCAUCAACAGCGGCCCCCGGGAGGACUCCACCCGUAUCGGUCGUGCCGGCACAGUCAGGAGGCAGGCCGUGGAUGUGUCCCCUCUGCGUCGAGUCAACCAGGCCAUCUGGCUGCUGUGCACGGGAGCGAGAGAGGCAGCUUUCAGGAACAUCAAGACCAUCGCUGAGUGCCUGGCUGAUGAGCUGAUCAACGCGGCUAAGGGUUCAUCCAACUCUUACGCCAUCAAGAAGAAGGAUGAGCUGGAGAGAGUGGCCAAGUCCAACCGUUAAAAAUGUUUGUUGCUUUCUAAAAAAAAAAACGAAAUAAAUUUGAAGAAACUCA